AUGGAGGCCGGCAAACUAGCCCCCCCGACACUCCAGAUCAAUACCCGGCAACGCGCCCUGAGCGAAGCGGAAACCGUGACUUCGCAGACUUCGAAUCCCUUCACAACACCAAUAUCUCCAAGCAAUGCGUCGACCAGCGGUGCGUCCACGGUAGUCGACGAGACCGAGGCGGCGGUCAGACAGGAACUUUGUAGUGAAGCUAAUACCAUCACCAACAAUCCAUUCGCAUUCACGCCUUCCCAGCUGAAUAAGCUGUUAAACCCGAAGUCGCUUCCCGUUUUACAGGCUUUGGGUGGUCUCAAGGGCAUUGCUACUGGUUUGCAGUCGGACAUUCACUCUGGACUCAGCGUGGAUGAAUCGAUAGCGCCUCGUCAUGUCAGUUUCGAAGAAGCAACGACCUCCCAGACGCCGACGAAAGAGACGGAAUCAAGUAGGUCACCAAGCAACGGCAUGCCAUUUGAGGAUCGUAUCCGAGUCUAUGGUCGCAACACCCUGCCACCCAAGAAAGUCACUCCCCUGUGGCGCUUGGUUUGGAACGCCUACAACGACACGGUCCUGAUAGUCUUGACUGUGGCCGCCGCUAUCUCUCUUGCUCUCGGAUUGUACGAAACUUUCGGAGCGGAUCAUCCUCCAGGUUCCCCAACCCCAGUUGACUGGGUAGAGGGUCUCGCCAUCUGUGUCGCUAUUGUGAUUGUCGUUCUCGUUACGGCAGUAAAUGAUUGGCAGAAGGAACAAGCCUUUGCUCGGCUUAAUGCAAAGAAGGAACAACGCGAAAUCAAAGUCACUCGCUCAGGAAAGAUCAUUAUGAUGAGCGUCUACGACGUUCUUGCUGGAGAUGUUAUACACUUGGAACCCGGAGAUGUCAUUCCUGUGGACGGCAUAUUCAUCGACGGCUCUGACGUCAGGUGCGACGAGUCUUCAGCUACAGGAGAGUCCGAUGCUAUGCGAAAGACCCCAGCAGCAGCAGUGAUGAAAGCGCUUGAAUCCGGUCAGUCCAUGAAGAAGCUGGAUCCUUUCAUCAUCUCCGGCGCCAAAGUCCUUGAAGGUGUUGGCACAUAUAUGGCAACUUCUGUCGGCGUUCACAGCAGUUUUGGACGAAUCAUGAUGUCUGUCCGUGCUGAAGAGGUUUAUCUGGCGACAAUCAUCGAACACCAUCAGAGAAGGGUUCCGCUUUUAUGGACAUUCUUAUCGUUGCAGUGA
Messenger RNA from Plenodomus lingam JN3, 1200 nucleotides. Lineage: Eukaryota; Fungi; Ascomycota; Dothideomycetes; Pleosporales; Leptosphaeriaceae. The record is from RefSeq and is a predicted model, not a curated record.